Messenger RNA from Cucurbita maxima (winter squash), 628 nucleotides. RefSeq lists its product as uncharacterized. NCBI's taxonomy places the organism in Eukaryota, Viridiplantae, Streptophyta, Magnoliopsida, Cucurbitales, Cucurbitaceae. The record is from RefSeq and is a predicted model, not a curated record. The transcript is spliced from 3 exons. Bases 150 to 311 code for a protein of 53 amino acids.
GAGUUCCAUAUUUAAUAGGUGACUCGGAUCCAAAAUUUGAGAGCAAAUUAGGGUUCUACGAUCCAGGCGGGAAAGGCGAGCUCAUUGGAGCUAGAAGGAGACAAGUCCAAGCAUUUCUCUGUGGCGACUGAUAUCAUAAUUUGCAUCUAAUGGCACUUCCUCCUGGCCCUUACUCCGGCACCAGCACCCUCGCUCUGGUGGCCCGUGCAUCAGCAUUCACCUUUGGUUUGGUUUACGGAAACAUUAAGCUCAAGGUUCUGAAGGCAAAGGCCAAGUCACACGCAAAAGCUGAAGCCAAAACCCAUCACUGAUGAACACUUCUACUGAUGUAGCUUAUAGCGAUGGAAGAGAUGGAAACUACUGCAUAGGGGAAGACUCCGAUCAUUGGUUGGAGAAUGUGAUUUUUGGCUUCAUAAUUAAUUAGAUUCAGUUUUUUUCUUUUUUUCUUUUCCUUCACUUCUGAAACAAAAGAAAAUUCUCUGUUUAAACGGGGUUGGUAUUGCUGCAAAUACUGUAUGGUGUAUGCUUAGUUUUUCAGUGCCGAUUGGCAAUUCUGCCUGUGAGAAGAAUGCUCUUGAAAUAAAGGUGACACCAUAUUGAUAAAUAAGACUCGUUUGAGAUUUCUUUU